Molecule: messenger RNA, 582 nt
Organism: Emiliania huxleyi CCMP1516
Lineage: Eukaryota; Haptophyta; Isochrysidales; Noelaerhabdaceae
Exons: 2
Coding region: 1-582 (193 amino acids)
Molecular function (GO): protein-disulfide reductase activity
Source: RefSeq, a predicted model, not a curated record
AUGCUCGCCUCGCUCCUUCUCUCCAGUGCCGCUGCGCUGCGCGUGGGCCCGCCUCUCGCCUCGAGGCGCGUGGUUGCGAUGCGCCAUCAGCCGCUGCGAGGCGCGGUGAGCGGGCCUCUCUCGGGCGUUGUACCGCCGGGUACGGUGCCCGACGGCCGCGCUGGCAUCAUCCUCUUCGAUGGGGUGUGCAACUUUUGCAACCGCUGGGUCACGUUCGUGCUUGACAACGACCCAGGCGGGCUCUUCUGCUUCGCUUCGCUGCAGUCGUCGCGUGGUCGCGAGCUGCUGCAGUCGUGCGGCCGGUCCGCAGACGAUCUCUCCACCUUCGUGGUGAUCGACAGGGACGGCUCGUUCUACACGCAGUCGUCCGCUGCCCUCCGCGUGGGUCAGGUACUGCAGAGACCGGCGCUCAACGUGCUCGCGAGCAGCCUCGUGUCCGUGCCGGCGCCCGUGCGCGACGGCGUCUACCGUCUCGUGGCGGAGAAUCGGUAUAAGAUUCUGGGGAAAGACGAGAGCGGCGAGGGGCCGAGCUGCAAACUGCGCGCCGACGCAGCAACAGCCGUGGAGCGCUUUCUCGAGUGA